Messenger RNA from Micromonas pusilla CCMP1545, 3054 nucleotides. RefSeq lists its product as uncharacterized. Gene Ontology annotation, cellular component: elongator holoenzyme complex. The coding region runs from base 1 to 3054 and encodes 1017 amino acids. The transcript has a single exon. The record is from RefSeq and is a predicted model, not a curated record. Gene Ontology annotation, molecular function: protein binding. Lineage: Eukaryota; Viridiplantae; Chlorophyta; Mamiellophyceae; Mamiellales; Mamiellaceae. Gene Ontology annotation, biological process: tRNA wobble uridine modification.
AUGGUGGCGGCGGCGGCGGCGCUGUCGCUGUCGUACCUCAGCGUCGGAUGCAACCGCGCCGUGCGCGCCGGGGACUGGUCCGCGGAGGACUGCGAGGGCGGCGAGCUGUACGCGUACGGCGCGCACGAUCGCGUGGUGAUAUACGACCCGUCGAGCGCGCGCGCGCUUCGCACGACGCCGCCCGCGCAUUCCGGGCGCGUGAGCUGCGUGCGAUGGAUCCCCGGCGGCAGAGGACGCUGGCUCGUCAGCGGCGGCGCCGACGGCGCGGUGAUCGUCUGGCGCAGAGAGGACGAUCCCGAGGAAGGCGUUCACGACCGCGGCGACGCGCACGCGUGGCGCGCGGUCGCGCGAGGGACGCACGCCGGCCCGGUCACGGACGUCGCGACGCACGUCGUCCGCGACGGCUCCGGCGCGCCCGGCGCGCCGGAGCGCCACCUCAUCGUCUCCACCGCGCACGACUGCGUCGUCCGCGCGUGGCUCGCGGACCUCGCGUUCUUGCGCAUCGCGUGCGCGUCGGACGACGCCGACGCGGCGCGAUCGCCGCCGCCGCCGCUCAGCCUUCGAUCGGUCGGCGAGCUCGAGAUGCCCCGCGGCCGCGCGCCCCUCUGCGCGGCGGUACACCGCGCGCCCGCGCGGGGGCCUGGCCGAGCGGGGCCCGCGACUACUGACGGAGACAACGUCCUCGUCCUCGCGAUCGGAUGCGCGGACGGCGCGGUGAAGAUCUUCGCGUGCGAUGCGGACGACGUCAGGGACGCGUACACGCGUUUGCGACUAGAGGACCUCGCGACGUUGGACGGGCACGCGGAUUGGGUCCGUGGGGUGACGAUGACGCCGGACGCGGAGGACGCGUUUGAAGAUGGAACGUCAACCGGCGCGACCAACCCCAACAACCCCGGUCUGCUCCUCGCGAGCGCGUCGCAGGAUAGGACCGCGCGGAUAUGGCGGCUCGAGCUCGCGGAGGUUGGGGACGGCGACGACGGCGGGAAGGACGGCGUCGACGACGAAACGCCGGCGUUCGCGAAGCUCGCGGCGCCGCCGCGGCCGCCGGCGAGAACGUUCGGAGGGACGACGCGUCUCAAGACGCGCCUGGAAGCGCUUCUCGUCGGGCACGAGGACUGGGUGCUCUCCGCGACGUGGCGGCCGAGGCGCGGCGGCGGGGGCCCGGGUCGCCCGUCGCUGCUGACGUCGAGCAUGGACCGCUCGCUGACGCUCUGGGUCGCGUCGGACAGCGGCGCCGGGCGAGACGCCGCCGCCGCGGGCGGCGGCGGCAGCGUCUGGAUGGCCGCGGCGUCCAUGGGCGAGGCCGCGGCGUCGUGCCUGGGGUUCUACGGCGCCGCGUUCAACCGGACGGGCGACCGGAUCAUCGCGCACUCGCACGGCGGCGCGCUGCACGCGUGGAGGGAGGAAGACGCGGGCGAGGGGAGCGGCGGCGGCGCGUGGACGCCGACGCCGGCGACCGCCGGGCACGCGGGAGACGUCGCGUGCGUCGCGUGGGACGUCAACGGACGCUACCUGCUCACGUCCGGGAUGGACUUCACGACGCGGUUGCACGCGGACUGGCGCGGCGGCGGCGGCGGCGGCGGCGCGAAGGGGUGGCGGCAGAUCGCGCGGCCGCAGGUGCACGGGCACGCGAUUCGAUGCGUCGCGACGUUGCCGGCGCCGGCGCCGACGGAUGGCGACGACGACGCGUCCACGUCUUCCUCCAUCGUCGGGUCCACCGUGUUCGUCAGCGGCGCGGAUGAGAAGAUCCUGAGGGUGUUCCGAUCCCCCGGGACGUUUCUGGGCACGCUCGGGGAGUCCCUUCCCGCGUCCGCGUCCGCGGCGAGGGCGGCGUUCGCGCGCGCGAGAGCCGCCGCCGGCGACGCCGCCGGCGCGGAGCUCCCGCAGCUCGGUCUCUCGAACAAAGCCGUCGACGACGCGAACGGGCGCGACGGUUCGACUGACGAACCGUCGCGCGACGAAUCGUCCGGCGGCGGCGGGUUCGACGACGACGUCGUCGCGUCCGUCACGCCGACCGUCCUCGCCGCGCCGCCGACGGAGGAGACGCUCGCGCAGGCGACGCUGUGGCCGGAGACGUGCAAGCUGUACGGCCACGGCGACGACUUGUCGUGCGUCGCCGCGCAUCCGUCCGGGAAGCUCAUCGCGAGCGCGUGCGAGGCGAGGCGCGAGGGCGCGGCGGACGUGUGGAUUUGGGAAGCGAGCGCGAGCGGCGGCGGCGGAGGAGGAGGAGGAGGAGGAGGAGGAGGAGAAUCCGGAACGACGACGACGACGACGACGAGCUGGCGGCCCGCGGGACGGCUGCCCGGCGCGACGCUCACGGUGGUAUCGCUCGCCUUCGCGCCCCGCGGCGCGCGAGACAUGCUCCUCGCCGCGUCGCGCGACCGCCACGUCUGCGUGUACGUCCCCGCGCGCCCCGGCGCGGCGGCGUACGGCGCGUGGGGCGCGGACGGGUGGCGGCUCGCGCGACGAGCGAAAGCGCACGCCAAGGCGAUUUAUUCCGCCGCGUGGGCGCCGCCGCCUCCGGCGUCCGCGGAGUCCCCGGACGAGAGCGUCUUCGCGACGGGCGCGAGGGAUCGAAGAGUCAAGCUGUGGGUCGCCACCGCGUUCGACGCGCGCGGUCCGAACGGCGCCUCGACCGGGGACGCGGACGUCGCGGAGUCCCCCGCUUCGUCGUCGAUCCCCGCGUUCGACGCGGCGGCGACGGCGGUGGCGUUCGCGCCGCCGCGAUCCCGAGACGGAGGAAAGCGAGGACGUCUCACGCUCGCGAUCGGGCUCGAGGACGGGCGCGUGCGCGUGUGGUCCGGCGGCGGUUUCGGCGACCGCGACGCGCCUUGGACGGAGCUGUGCGUCGUGAGCGCGUGCGAUGGGCACGCGGGCGCGGUGCGCGCGUUGGCGUGGCGAACGGUCAACCGGGGGCGCGACGACGACGACGAUUUAAACGGCGACGCGGACGGCGACGCGCGCGGGGACGGCGACGGCGGCGGCGGCGGCGCGACGCUCGCGACCGUCGGCGCGGAUCAUUCCGUCCGUCUCUUCGACCUCAUCGGAGUUUAG